AUGCCUUCAGAAACCCAAGGAAUGCCUCGUCAAUACGGACUGCAAAUGUCGAUAACAGCAGAACGAUUAGGAAGCUUGCUUCAGCAUCUGGCAUUUAGCGACCCCGCGGGACAUGUGGCCCAUGGGAUCUUAGUAGAAAAGGAGAACAAAACCCUUGCCAACGAUUUAGGCACUGAGAAAGAUCAUACUCAACGUACUGUGGAUUAUUCGUACUCAGCUUUGUCCGAGAACGAAAGAACAAGACUCUUAGUUCUUGAACCUGGUGAAGUUGGCGAGAAACUGAAGUGUAAUCUAAAGCCUACACGUUAUCUUCAAGGCUGCGAAUAUGAAGCUCUCUCUUAUGCUUGGGGGGAACCGUCGAGAAAACACAAGAUUGAAUGCUCAGGGAAGAAUAUGUACAUCACUUCUGACCUCGAAGCUGCCCUACAGCAGCUUCGACUUGUCGACGAACCAAGAGUGCUUUGGAUUGAUGCAAUCUGUAUAAACCAAGAUGACGUCCACGAAAGAAGUAGCCAAGUUCGGAUCAUGCAGGAUAUAUACGCAAAGGCCAAACAAGUCAUUGUUUGGCUUGGACCCGAGAAAGAGAGUGACAAUCGUGCUUUCGCGUCGCUGGAAAACCUACGUUCGCAAUUAGAUGGGCAAGACAACUCUUGGUUCUUAGUGCGCCUUGGGUGGUGGAGAGCAAGCGGUGGCAAAAUCUUUUCGGGAGGCGCUCACAGAUAUAUGCUGUCUGAUGUCGAGUACGAGCAUAUGACUACACUACUGCGUAGAGACUGGUUUCGCCGGACCUGGGUCAUCCAGGAAGUUGCAAGCUCGCAAAGCGCAGUAGUCUUGUGUGGCAGACAAUCCAUACCGUGGGAGAUCCUCGCAGAUGUGUACAUGAGAUUAGGAGACCACUUUCUUCCGGUGUGCCAGAUGGGAGGAAAAAGUGCUCAUCAUUCCCUGGAAAACAUCACCGCCAUCGAGAGACUUAGAAGAUCGAAUAGCGGACCAUUGUCAAUGUCACUAUUCCAUAUCCUCUUAGCAACCUCGUUCAGUAGAUGUCGAGAUCAGCGCGACAAGACUUUUGCAGUCGUGGGUCUCGCCAAAGAUUGGGUAGAAAAAGGCAUGUUCAUACCAGACUAUAGCACCAAGCAGGAAGAUGUCCUAAAAACUUUCAUAGACUUUGCUGUCAUUGAUUCUAACCACCACAAAAGUCUACGAACUCUGUCUUGCCCUUCCGGACCUGAUGGCGCUUCAAAGCUUCCAUCUUGGGUUCCAGAUUGGAGGACGAUUGGGAAUGCACACCCAUUCACACGGUAUAGCGAUAGAACAAAAUUCUGCGCUUCAGGAGGAAUGCGACCUGAAGCGUGGCACUCCGAUAAUAAGACUGUGCUUCAUGUUACAGGAAUGCAUAUUGAUACAAUUUCCAAAUUAGGCUCUGAUCCGACGUUCACAAAAGCCGUUGCUGUAUUCGAAAUUACUACGGCCAAGAUCGUUGGAAUAGUUCGGUCGUUUUCAUGGCUCCAGGAAUGUCGAGACAUGUCUCGGGAUACCAAUGGGGGUCUAUCAGCGAAGCGAUUCGACGAACUUUGGAGGACCCUAACAUGCGGUCUGACAGUCGAUGGCUUUCCAGUGCGUGAACGGUACUCGGACUACUUUAGCAAGUACAUGGAUUUCAUGCUGAAGGCACCAGAAUUAUUCGCUGGUUACUUGACAUAUGCCGAGACCAGUCCAGAUGAAAUACGGGGGCUAAACGAGGCUAGCGCAAGCUUCGAGACACAUGCCCAUAUCGAAGCUUCCUUAGAUAAAUGGUCUUCCAAACGUCGUUUCUCAGUUACGUAUGCUGGAAGACUGGCAUGUGUGCCUUUGGGCUCGAGAAGAGGAGAUAUAAUAUGCAUCCUCUUUGGAGGUGAGGUACCUUAUGUUUUGAGGCCAACUGGUGAUGGCUUUUUUGCUAUAGUUGGGGAGUGCUAUGUCGACGAUUUGAUGCAUGGCGAAGGGCUGUCUCUAGAUGCCGCGUCAAGAGAAUUUCGAUUGCGGUGA
This is a messenger RNA of Glarea lozoyensis ATCC 20868, 2025 nucleotides long. RefSeq lists its product as uncharacterized. NCBI's taxonomy places the organism in Eukaryota, Fungi, Ascomycota, Leotiomycetes, Helotiales, Helotiaceae. The transcript is spliced from 2 exons. Bases 1 to 2025 code for a protein of 674 amino acids. The record is from RefSeq and is a predicted model, not a curated record.